Messenger RNA from Chlamydomonas reinhardtii, 4459 nucleotides. RefSeq lists its product as uncharacterized. Gene Ontology annotation, molecular function: small GTPase binding. The record is from RefSeq and is a predicted model, not a curated record. Gene Ontology annotation, biological process: protein import into nucleus. Bases 211 to 3666 code for a protein of 1151 amino acids. Lineage: Eukaryota; Viridiplantae; Chlorophyta; Chlorophyceae; Chlamydomonadales; Chlamydomonadaceae. Gene Ontology annotation, cellular component: cytoplasm; nuclear membrane. The transcript has 21 exons.
CUGAUGCCAGCUCUGUUUAGCUUGAGUUCUAUCAGUAUAGCACUAGCACGCCAAACCCUGCUUUGACAAGCUAACUAGGGUAGACGGGCGAGAGAUCCCGCUUUGGCCCGCCAAGUCGGUUGCUUUCUUUGCCCCUGGACACGGUGCCUUGGUGAUGCAAGCCGUUAGGCCCUAAUCUAGUGUUAGGUAACUUACUCAGAGCGGCCGAGAAUGGCGCAAACACAACUUUUGGCCGCUCUUCAGGCUCUUUACCACCACGACGACCCUAAAGUUAAAGACGAGGCAGAUCGCUGGCUUGAGCAAUGGCAGCAGAGUGUGGAGGCGUGGUCAGUGGCGGACGCUGUGCUCCACGACCCGACCACCUCGAUGGAAGCACAGUAUUUCUGCGCACAGACGCUACGUACAAAGGUCCAGCGCGACUUCGAGGAGCUGCCUCCCGAGGCGGUGGACAGCCUGCGCGAGAGCCUGCUGCAGCUGCUCAUCCGCUUCAGCAAGGGCGCGCCGCCGGUGCGCACGCAGCUGUGCCUGGGCCUUGCAGCCCUGGCCGUGCACGUGCCCGUGGACCGCUGGACGCUGCCCGCCCCCGGCAGCAGCGGCGGCGGCGGCGGCGGCGGCUCGGAGCAGCAGCAGCAGCAGCAGCAGGCGGGCGUGGUGCGCUGGUUCGCCGCCAAGUUCGGGGCGCUGCCGCCCGACACGGCGCUGCCCUGCAUGCUGGAGCUGCUCACGGUGCUGCCGCAGGAGGUGCACAGCUACAAGAUCGCGGUGCGGCCGGAGCGGCGGCGCUCCUUCGCGGCCGAGCUUAUGGCCAACACCGGGGCGGCCUUUGACAUACUCAGCAGCUGCCUGUCGCAGCCCGGCGAGCGCACUCGCACCCAGGUGUUGGAGGCGUUUGGCUCCUGGCUCAAGCUGAACGAGGGCCGCCCGCUGCCCUCCAUCGCGGCGGCGGUGGCGGCGGGCGCGGUGGCGGCGGGCGAGGACGCGGCGGCCACGCUGGCGCGGCACCCGCUGGUGGCGGCGGCGCUGGAGGGGCUGCAGAACACGGGGGAGACCUUCCAUGCGGCCGUGGAUGCGAUCUGCGAGGUCAUCUGGACCACAGUGGACUUUGGCCAGGGCGCGCCCGACCCCACCGCCAGCCCCGGCGGCGGCGGCGGCGGCGGCGGCCCUGCUCCGCUGGCGUCUGCCGCGCUGCCGCUGGUCCAGGCCAUUGUGCCGGCGAUCAUGGGAUUGCGCAGUCGCUUCGCGGUGGCGGCGAGGAGGAGGGAGGCGGAGAUGGGCCGCGGCAGUGCGGGUGCCGGCGAGGGCGAGUUCGACGACGACGAGGACAGUGCCAAGGGUAUGGCUCGGCUGUUCUGCGAGGUGGGGGAGGCCUACCUCAGCCUCAUCAUCACAGCAGUGGCGGAGGUCCGCGCCCCCGUGGAGGCCCUGCUGGAGGUGGCGGCGUACCCGGACUUUGGCAUCUGCUCCAUGAGCUUCAACUUCUGGCACAGGCUCUCCCGCUUCCUCACCAGCGGCUUCUCGGGCGGCGGCGGCGGCGGCCCCGGCUCCGGCUCCGGCGCCACCGCCACCGGCGGCUCUGACGACGCGGCGGAGGCCGAGCGGCGGCGGCAGUUCUUCCUGCCGGCCUUUGAGCGGCUGGUGGCGCUGAUCCGGGGGCGUGUGCGGGAGCCGGAGGGCUACAACAGCUGGAGCAAGGACGAGAAGCACGAGUUCAGGACGGCGCGAGACGAGGUGGGCGACACGCUGGACGACUCCUCGGCGGUGCUUGGCUUCGGGCGCUGCCUGUCGCUGCUGGUGGAGCCGCUGGCGGCGCUGGGCCGGGCCGACGGCGGCGGCGGCGGAGGCGGAGGCGGCAGCAGCUACGACUGGCGGACGGCGGAGGCGGCGCUGUUCUGUAUAAAGUCCAUCCACCGCCACGCCGCCACGCCCGGCGACCCGGCCUUGCAGCAGCUGCUGGAGGCGCUGGCGGGCGGCGGCGGGCUGCCGCGGGAGGUGGCGCAGCUGCAGGCGACCGUGUGCAGCACCGUGGGACGAUACGCGAGGUGGCUGGAGCGGAGCAUGCAGGCCGGCUACUGCCAGCCGCUGCUGCAGCGGCUGCUGGGUCUGGCUGUAGCAAACCUGGAGCUGCCCUCCAGCUACUGCCAGGCAGCGGCGGCGGCGGCGGUGCGCAACCUGUGUGCGGAGUGCGGCGCCUUCAUGGCGCCCUGCCUGCAGGAUCUCCUGGGCCUGUACUCGAAGGUGCUCACCAUGGGCGCCGCCAGGUCGGCGGCGGCGGCGGCGGCGGCGGCCAACGGCAGCAGCAGCGGCAUCUCGGAGGAGGACGUGGAGUCGGUCAUCUGCGCCGUGUGCCAGGCCGUGUCCCAGGCCGCGCCGCCCGACCAGCGCCAACAGGCCGGCGCCGCCCUCCUCACGCCCGUGCUCAACCAGCUGCGCGACGCGCUCAUGGCGCUGGGGCCGGUGCCGCCGCCGCCGCCGCCGCCGCUGAUGGCGCCGGGCGUGGCGGCGCCGCCGCCGCCGCCGCCGGGCGCGGGGGUGGCGGCGGCGCACCCGGCGCUCAACCCGCUCAUUGACCGGUUGGCGGUGGUGUUCGGGCACACGGCGUCGGCGGAUGUGGUGGGCCAGAUGCUGAUGGCCAGCUGGCCCGUCCUUGACGGCAUCAUGGCGCGCUGCAGCGGCUGCGGCAAGACCACGGAGCACGUGCUGCGCACGCUGCGCUACGGCAUCAAGCAUGCGGGGCGUGCGGCGGCGCAGCUGCUGCCCACGCUGCUGGAGGUGCUGCCGGCGCGGUUCGGGGCCACCCGCCACUCCGCGUUCCUGUUCAUUGUGUCGGAGCUAAUCAAGUUCUUCGGGGACGAGCCGCAGCACGACUCCUCGCUGUCGCCCAUCCUCACCGGGCUGGUCACGGAGGCGGGCAGGCCGCUGACGACGCUGGCCACGCUCAACUCCUCUCCCGACAUGGUGGACGACCUGUUCCUGCUGGGGCUGAGGGCGCUGGGCUACGCGCCGCGGCUGCUGCUGGCGUCAGGCGACACGCGCGCGCUCACCACACUGCUGGACGUGGCCAUGGUGGGCUGCGUCAUGCAGCACCGUGAGGCCAACGGCAGUGUGUUGGGCUUCAUCGCGCGCCUCACCUCCUCCAACACACUGGGCAGGUGCCCACCGCAGGCCUCCGACGUCCUGCGCGCGCACCUGCUCCCCCGCGCGCCCAUCUUUGUGCGCCUGCUGCUGUCGGGCAUUGCCGGCACGCUGCCCCUGGGCCGCGUGUCGGUGGUGGGAUCGGCGCUGAUGGGCCUGGUGGCGUUUGGCAGCAGCGCGGCGGCGAGCGCCGGCGGCGGCGCCGCCGCGACGGGUCUGGGCUGGCUGACGGCGGCGCUGCAGGUGGUGCCGGAUGUGGCGGCGACGGCGGUGGACAAGCAGGCGUUCUUGGGCGCGGCGGCCGCGGCGCUGCGGGCGGGGCCAUCGGCCGCCACUGACGGCGACAUGAUGGGCAGCGGGGACGGCGGCGGCGGCAGCGGCUACUACGACCGCUCCUGGGAGGCUGCCUGCCAGGAGUUCGCGGACCUGUGUCGCCGCAACAAGCGCGCGCGGCAGGCGGCACAGGCGUCGCUUCUGCCGCAGGAGCUGGCGGCGGCGGUGGAUGACGGCGAGCGGCGGCGCGGCGGCGCGUGAGGCACACCGAGCGGUGGGGUGCUUGGUAGUGUAGCGUGGGGGAGGUGAGGUGAGGUGAGGUGAGGUGAGGUGAGGUGAGGCGGAAUGGCGUUAAGCAGGGUGGGAGCGGGGGUGCUUGGAGCGGUGGUGUGGGGCGCGGGCGGCGCGCCGUGGCGGAUUGUGUGUGGUGGCGACGUUUGAUGCGGGUGCGCGGCGUGUAAGGCACGGCGCGGGCGUGAGGUAGUACCGUAGAUUGGCGAGGCCGUCACAGCCGACGGUUUGAGUGUGUUGGGAGAGCGGGGCAGCUGCAUACCUGCGGCUGCCCAGGGUGCGGACCCUGUUGCGUCUUGGGGAGCGUGUUGAAGGCUUCAGUAAUGCAGCUUACAGUCAGAUGCGGGGCUCGGCAUCGUUAGCCGAAGGCGAGGCCAGGGAGCGACCUGAGUUCGUUGUGAUGCCAAAGCGAGCUCAUGGCAGUGGAGGCUGUGGCAAUUUUUCCUGGCCACGCACUGGGGGUAAGCAGGACCACACUUGUAGGCAGGUUCUGGCGGAUGCCUCCUCGAGAGGUGAGGCAGGCAGGCCUGUGCCUGUGCAGGGCACGAGCGGCAAGGCCAAAAGACUGGCAUAGCACGUUUGGACUGAUGGCUGGUGGUCGCGGGAGGAUGCGUGAGCUUGGGGAGUGAAGUGUUUCACCGCAGGCCUUCGGGGCGAGCCAGCUUGGGCAGCUUAUUGUUGUGUGUGUGGCGUUGGGGGUUGUAGGUCGCGGGAGCGAUUGGGAUGAGCGUUUCGAAGCAAGUCGCUGUAAGGCCGUGUCGGG